Messenger RNA from Spirometra erinaceieuropaei, 2079 nucleotides. The record is from the annotation of a GenBank genome assembly. NCBI's taxonomy places the organism in Eukaryota, Metazoa, Platyhelminthes, Cestoda, Diphyllobothriidea, Diphyllobothriidae.
AUGCUCCUAAUAGGCGGCUGUUUCUUCGUUUUUUCCUCCUUUUCGUCCGGGUGGGGUGCCGUGGGGAGUGGGACUGGUGGGAGUCACGGUCAGACCAACGAUUCACACGUCAUCGUACCUCAAGUGAACCUCGUGGAGUGGCAUUAUAAGGGCCUCGAAAUAUACUUCGAUAUACUCCUCCUUCUCAUCUCCAUUUGUCUCUUCCGGACCUUCUAUCCCAAAGUGCCCCGCCUCCCGGACUAUGUUCCUCAGUCCAUCACUCUGAUCGUCGUUGGUGUCAUAUUUGGAGCCAUCAAAUUUUCAGGCAAAAAGAAUGCUUUUCGUAAUACCGUCUGGCAGCUUACACCGACCUACUUUUUCAAAUUUCUGCUUCCUCCAGCAGUUCUCGAUUCGUCCUACGCUCUCUACAAUCGAACAUUCGUCGACUACCUUGGAAGCAUACUUAUUUACGCUGUACUAGGAACAGUUCUCAGUUUUCUCCUCAUUGGAGGGAUAAUGUUCGGCCUGGAUGUGGCCGGUGCGAUGGAACCCGACAUUCCAGAAAUCACAAUCAAUAGUUACUUCCUCUUUGCCUCGAUGAUUGUCGCUGUAGAUCCGGUUGCAGUGUUAGAAAUUUUCCAAGAGACCGGUGUCAAUCUUGGUCUCUAUCACAUGGUCUUCGGUGAGUCUCUUCUCAACGACGCCGUGACAAUUGUCCUCUACAGCAUAAUGAAAGAAUUCAUAAAUAGUGAUUCCGUCUCUAGUGUCGAUGUUGGCAACGGCUUUGCAUCCUUCUUCACAAUCAGUCUUGGUGGACUGGGUGUAGGAGUCGCUUUCGGCGUCAUUUCCAGUAUUCUAACUCGCUUCAAGUCUGAAUUUUCUGCCUUACUCCUCAUACUCCUAGCUUAUCUUUCCUACAUUUUGGGAGACUGUCUCGGCUGGUCUGGUCUUAUUGCUAUGGUUGGCUGUGGCCUUGUUCAGGCUGCCUAUGCAUUCAACAACAUUUCCAAUGAUUCCCGGAUUGCACUGCGUCAGAUAGUAAAACAAAUAGCCGAAGUCUGUGAGAGCCUCAUAUUCUUCCUCAUUGGAAUUAGUUUAUUUGUCUCGGAUUUGCAUUGGAGCAGCGGCUUUUGUUUGUGGGGAAUUGCUAUCUGCGUGGUGGCGCGAACCCUCGUUGUCCUACUGCUCAGUUGGUUGAUCAACAUUUUUCGCAUCAAUGACAUGAGCAUCUCCUUUCGGGAGCAGUUCGUCCUCAUUUACGGUGGUCUCCGGGGUGCAGUUUGUCUGUCACUGGCCCUUCUUGUUGACGAACAGAAAUUGGGCAUCCAAGGAUUGGAGGUGAAACGUAUUAUCGUAACAGGCACUCUCUUUGUUAUCCUUGUGACAGUGGGUUUGUUGGGAAUGACGAUGAAACCUAUUGUACGUUUGCUACAUGUUAAAUUGUACCCGGGUCGGAAUCUCAGCCUCUUUGCGAUCUCUCUGGACCAGGUAGUAGACCAUGCACUCGUUGGUGUGGAGGGUGUUGUGGGCUCCAAGGGCCGUAAUCGCUUGCGAGCCUUCGUCACACGAAUUGAUGACAGUUUUAUUCGGCGCUUGCUCCAAAGGGACCCGGUUAGCCAUGAUGAGAAGAUUGUCAAAGUUCAUGAAAAAAUUGCCUUGAAGCUGCAUUAUGCGACAAUCUGUCCGAAGAAGUCGUCGCUUUACCUGACCGAUUUGGCACAACCAUUAGUUCGUCAGUAUUUGAGUGCCAGCGAAUCGUCCCCAGGCAUGUUUGCUAAAACUGACGGUGUCCAGCAGUCCGGCUGGAGUCUGGGCGGAGAGAUGCUACCUUCCCGGUCACAGGAGGAUCUGGACAGGGAAGUUCUUCAGCGGACUGGUGGGAGGAGAGCUAGCAUUUCACCCACUUGGAAAGACCAAGAAGAUUUUGAGAACACAUUCUUCGGAAUGAUGCGACGAAAGUCUGUAUGUAUCCAACUGAAGGAGGACGAAGAGGGAAAGAAAGAACUUCGGAAGAUGGAUGAAGCUGUGCAGGAGGAUAGGAAUAUCUUGAAAUUCUGCAGUAAUCAGUACCCAAAGAAAGAUUAUCCAAGCUUUAACUGA